UGUCCAGUAUGACUCGUGUUACAGGAAAAAAUGAUCUGGCCUUCAUGAUUGACAGGCUAGUUAGAAAUCAAUCACUGAAGUUCAUUUUUAGAAGUGAAGAUAUCUUGCAAGGUCAAAUUUAUUGAUAUUAUGCACAAUAAUUAAUUUUCAACUUUAUAUUGAAACAUGCCUUAUGUUUCUAGUUCUCAGACUUGCAGUAUAUGAAGAGAAGUGGCCACAGGAAAAUGCGUGUUUUAUCUCUGUUUGAUGGUAUAGGUACAGGUAAAGUAGUGCUUGAUGAGCUAGGUCUAGACGUUGAUGUGUAUUACGCCUCUGAGAUCAAUCCUGAUGCCAUGCUGGUAGCAAACUUUCAUCAUCAUCCUGUACAGUUAGGUGAUGUGUGGCAACUCAGUAAAAGAAAGCUUGAAGAGUUGUGCCCUAUAGACCUGGUGCUUGCAGGUCCACCAUGUUAUGAUCUGUCCAUUGCCAACAUCAGCGGGAAAGGUUUCAAUGGAACUGGGAUACUGGUGUGGAGAUUUAUAUCUGUACUGAAGAGCAUAGAGACCAUAUGUAAGGGAACCAACCAUGUCUUCUGGCUGAUGGAAAAUACUGGUUCCAUGCUCAACAAGUAUAUUUCUCAAGAAUUCGGGAUGGAGCCUGUGGUAUGGGAUACAAAAUACUUUUCAGGACAGAGGCGAACCCGAAACUUCUGGGGGAAUAUUCCGGGAAUGUACAAUACUGCAAAAUUCCAUAAACAGUUGGAGAAAGAGAGAAAAAAUCUUGACUCUGCACUCAUCUCAAACUGUAAUAGGAAUGCACUGGUGAGUCAUACCCCUGGGAUCACUCUAUGUAGUAACUCCCUUACAGUUACCAGUGGUGUGAAGAAUACUCUUGUCAGUAUGAACAGGGAACCAGACCAUAUUUGGGUACAAGAACUUGAAAGAUUGUUUGGGUUGCCAGCACACUACACAGAUGUUGGUCAGUUGACACAUGAAGGCAGGAGGAGACUUAUUGGUAAAGCUUGGAGUGUGCCAGUUAUCAAGCAUCUUCUGGCACCAUUGAAAAACUAUUUCAAGGUCAAGGACACAUAGUCAAGUGGAGGUGCCAGUGUCCUGUAGGAAGACAUCUAGUUUAAUCUUGAGACAUUGUCUUUAAGUUGCUGCUGCUGAUAUUUUAAUACUGUUUGCUUGUUAUUGAGGGUACUCACGUUUCUAAUAUUAGGCCUAAGUAUUCCUAUGAUUAUUUGAGUGUAAGGAAUGUUAAUGUAAACUUUUUUUGCUUUUUUGCACCAUUAAACAAUAUACUUUGAAUUUGUGAUAAGAUUAGUUGCAAUGUUUACCAGCAGUUUUAAUGGAUAAGAGGAAUGGAAAUAUGCAUGUCUUGAAGGCGUGAAUGCUAGACAGGUUUUUAUAUUUUUGUAGGUUUUUAGCUCACCUGAACAUUUUGUAGGUUUUAGCUCACCUGAAUUCGAGGUUCAGGGAGAACUGUAUAUAGACUGAUGGUGUCCAGCUUCCAUUGUCCACAAUUUACAUUAAACAUCUUCUCUUCUGAAACUACUUGUCAGAAUUACACCAAACUUGGUUUGUAGCAUCCAGGCAAGGUCCUCAAACUUUUUCAAGUGAAUCUGCUUGUUCCCUUUCAGUGUCUGCUAGAGCUAAAAAUAAAAAAAAAGCCCUUUAUACGCUUUUUUCACAUGAAUCAUAUUAAGAGAUCUUCAUAAAACUUGGUCCUUAGCAAUGUUACAAGGUCCUCUCCAGAUAUUUGUCAAGUGGGGAUACUCGGCUCCUUUUAGAGGCUGUUAGAGCUAAAAAUAGAAAUACCUUUAAACAACAUGUUCUCACGGAGCACUUGACAAAUCUUCAUCAAACUUUGUCUGUUAUAGCAUUGUAAAGUCUUCUCCAAACUUUCUGCAGAUCUAUGGAUCGAGUCGACGUGAGUUCGAUCCCCGGGAGCAGUGUAGGUUCUCUGUGACGAUUUGAUAAAAGACAUUGUGUCUGAAAUCAUUCGUCCUCCACCUCUGAUUCAUACAUGUAGAGAAGUUGACAGUAACUUGCAGAGAAUAAGGUUGUACUGGUACAGAGUCCAGGAACACUGAUUAGGUUAGCUGCCAGCCGUUACCUAACUGAAAUACUGUUGAAAAACAGCAUUAAACCCAAAAUCAAACAAUCAAAUGGGGGACAAUUGAGGGGCUGCUGUAGCUAAAAAUAGAAAUACCUUUGUCAUUAAACUUGGUGUGUAGCUUUAUUAUAAGGUCAUCUCUAGAAAUGUUGAGAUAUGAAGGUGCUUAGCCCCUUUAAGGGACCACUAGUGCUAACAAUAGAAAUAUAUUUAAACAACUACUUCUAAAGAAGAGCUUGAUGGAUAUUCAUCGAACUUAGGCUGUAGCAUCAUUAUGAAGUCCUCUUCCAAUUUUGUUGAUAUGGGAGCUCUUGGGCCCCUUUUAAGGGUUGCUAGAGGGGAAAAAAGAAGUACCUUUAAAUGACUUCUUCUCAUGAACCACUUGGUUGAUCUUUAUCAAACUGUCUGUCGCAUUAUUAUGAUAUCUUCUCCCAGUUUUGUUAUGGAGGAGGUGCUUGCUUUCUUUUAUGAGUCACUAGAGCUAAAGAUAGAAAUCUAUUUAAACAGCUCUGUGUGAACCACUUGAUGGAUUUACAUAAAAAUAGAAAUACAUUUAGUUGACUUCUUAGGAACCAUUUGAUGGAUCUUCCUCAAACUUGGUCUGUAGUAUCAUAAUAAUGUCCUCUCCCACAUUUUUAGCUCACCUGAGCCAAAGGCUCUAUUUUGAUCGCUCACCGUCUGGUGUCUGUCCAUCGUCCGUCCACACUUUCCUUUAAACAACAUCUCCUAAACCACCAAUCCAAUUUUGAGGAAACUGCACAGGGAUGAUCCUUGGAUGGUCUUCUUUAAAACUUUUUAGAAGAAUUGAAUUCCAUACAGAAUUCUGGUUGCCAUGGCAACCGAAAGGAAAAACUUAAAACAUUUUCUUGUCCAAAACCACAAGGCCUAGGGCUUUGUUAUUUGGUAUGUAGCAUCAUCUAUAGGUCCUCUACCAAGCUUGUUCAAACUAUACCCCUAGGAUAUAAUAUGGCUCCGCCCUGGGGGUCACAUGGUUUCUAUAGACUUGUAUAGGGAAAAACUUCGAGAAUCUUCUUGUCGAAAAUCACAGGGCCUAGGGCUUUGAUAUUUGGUAUAUAGCAUCAUCUAGUGGGCCUCUACCAAAAUUGU
Messenger RNA from Mercenaria mercenaria, 3204 nucleotides. RefSeq names its product DNA (cytosine-5)-methyltransferase 3B-like. Gene Ontology annotation, molecular function: methyltransferase activity. Gene Ontology annotation, cellular component: nucleus. The transcript is spliced from 7 exons. Lineage: Eukaryota; Metazoa; Mollusca; Bivalvia; Venerida; Veneridae. The coding region runs from base 201 to 1070 and encodes 289 amino acids. The record is from RefSeq and is a predicted model, not a curated record.